Trichoderma virens Gv29-8 is the source of this 2076-nucleotide messenger RNA. RefSeq lists its product as uncharacterized. The coding region runs from base 1 to 2076 and encodes 691 amino acids. Gene Ontology annotation, molecular function: DNA binding; DNA-binding transcription factor activity, RNA polymerase II-specific; zinc ion binding. Gene Ontology annotation, cellular component: nucleus. The record is from RefSeq and is a predicted model, not a curated record. Gene Ontology annotation, biological process: DNA-templated transcription; regulation of DNA-templated transcription. NCBI's taxonomy places the organism in Eukaryota, Fungi, Ascomycota, Sordariomycetes, Hypocreales, Hypocreaceae. The transcript has 6 exons.
AUGGAGUUUGGUCCUAGGAAGAUUGAAAAGCGGAAUCGGGCCCCUGUGUCUUGCGAACCAUGUCGAGCUCGAAAGCAAAUGUGCAAUCGCGGCCAGCCAUGCGAGGCUUGCACCAGACGAAAUCAAGCAUCACUAUGCCGCUAUGCUCCCAAUGCCAUCCGGAACAAGCCUCGCCCUGCCAAAGUAGGUAACAUUCAGGAGCGGCUGGAUAACCUGGAGAGCAUGCUGUCUUCGAUUGCGGCGAAUCCCACUGCUGCUGGUAUUAGAAUUGGAGCUGCGCCCAGCAAACACGCUUCGUUCAACGCUAUCACAACGUCAGCAUCAUACAAACAGCCUCAAGAAUCUGGCAAAUCAACUCAAAGUCGCCAGGAUGAUCAAUGCUUACCGCCUGAGCUGCCCCAUCGCCAUGAAUCAGGAGAUGGCCAAAUCAACUACAUUGAUCCCAGCCAUUGGAGAGCCAUUUUGGAGGAAAUCAAAGAGGUUCGAGAGCAUCUUUCAGCCUUUGACCGCCCUCUGGUUCAGGACGAGCCGGAGCGCAAAAGCGUUGCCCCGGAGGAAGGCGUCGGAUUUAUGUUUGGCAAAUUUCCGGUGGUCGACCUGGAAGAGGUACUUAGCAGCUUGCCUUCGCGACCGAUAUGCGACGCUCUCGUUGCGCAGUAUUUCAACGCGAGGUUCAUGGUGUUGGGCAUCUUGCAUCCGGUCAAAUUCCAAAAGGAGUACGAAAAGUUCUGGGAAGCUCCGUUGAAAGCACCCCCCCUUUGGAUCGCUCUGCUUUUUUCCGUCCUCAGCCUAACGACAACUCUUCGCAAUGUCGCCGGCCCGGCUGAAGCCAAAUCUACAGGUCCUUCCGCCACUUUGUUGCAACAGAGGACAGUGGAAUGCCUCGUUCUGGGGCGAUUCCCGAAUGCAAACGCGUAUGCUCUAGAGGCUAUGAUACUGCAUCUCCAAAGCUGCUACCUCACUCUCAACAAGCUCGGCUCGGAUCAUUGGUUCGAGAUGGGUACUUUGAUUCGCCUUGCCUUUAGAAUGGGUUACCAUCAUGACCCAGAUGGCUUGCCGGGCAUGUCAGUCUUUGACGGAGAGAUGCGGCGGCGCGUUUGGCACAACAUAUUUCAAGUCGACGCACUAAUGUCCUUUCAGAUGGGAUUUCCGAGCAUGAUUCCCACCGAAUUCUGCGACACCAAGGUGCCAAGGAACCUCCAAUUCUCUGAUCUCGAUAUAGGCAUGACAGCGCUACCUCCGGGGCGACCUCUAUUCGAAAACACUCCCAUCAGAUACCCAAUCGCCAAGUCUGGCAUCAUGGCAGUGUUCAAGAAGAUUGUGGCGCAUUCUCAGUCUUUAGCUCUCCCGACUUACGACAAUACGAUCAUGCUGGAUAAUGAAAUGAGGGAAGCAUACAGCGCCUUGCCAGAAAUAUUGAGAGGGAGAGACGUUGGCCGCUCCUUUAUGGACCCGUCGAGUAUCAUAUUCGAGAGAUGCACACUUGAGAUGCUCUACUUGAAGGGUCUUAUCGUUCUCCAUCGGCGAUACAUUAGCUACGAGGUUGACAGCCGUAGGUUUGAGCACUCCAGGCGAACAUGUGCCGAGGCAGCUCUCGACAUUCUCGCCCGCCAGGCAGAUCUAAGUCAAGCAUCUCAGCCUGGAGGGCGUCUGUAUGACGACCGAUGGAUGGUAUCCUCCCUUACCAUGCACGACUUUCUUUUGGCUGCCAUGGUGAUUUGUUUGGAUCUCUCCGUUCGUCUGCGGCGUCCUUUAAGCAUUUCAGUGCCUGGAAGGGACGACGAUCCUCUUACUGGGCGAGAGUACCAUGCGCUGCAGACAUCGCAGAAGAUAUGGGCAUCCAAUAGCCAGACGUCCUCGGAUGCACGUCUUGCGGCUUUGGCUCUUGGUUUAAUGAUUCAAAAGGUGGCCGAAAAGGAUGCCCGCCAUAUUCCUCCAUCCGAUAUGGACCUCCCAUAUGCAGGGCCCAUGUCCCAGAUGAUUGACGGCACAGAAGGAUUGGAUUGGCCGACUGACGCGACGCAUUUGGAGGGAUUCAACAUUGAUCCCAGUUGGUUUGAUCUGCCACAGCAGUAA